UUAAACUUCCUCAAUCCUGUAAAUGACAAGUUACAACCUGUUUCCUUUUUAUCCUGAACGUUAACUGGCAUGCAAAUUUCAAGCAGGGUGAGAGAAAGAACUAGAGCAAUGAGAACAUAAACAUACAAGAGCAGAACCAGAGGCAAAGUGGGAACUCUAACUGUCUAAUCCCCAAGAUGAAAUUAUUAUUGCUCUUGGGUAUUUUUCUGUAUAUUGAUGAAUGCAAAGCGAGAGAAUUCGGGGAUUCCAUAGAUAUUACUGAGGACCCAUGGACAGAACCAGAGGACACCAAUAUAAGGAGGCUACUUUCUGAGCUUAAUCCAGAAAUAUCCAUCCCUAAAAGCCAUGACAUACCAUUUCAAGAAGGGACCACAACUCUACAAACUUCAACUACUACACCUGCUAGUUUACCAAAAGCUAAAAGGAAAGAAUAUAAAAUUUUUGAAAAGAUCAUAAGAAUGCCACUUAGAGCACGACCACCCACAAAGGCUACGAGAGAAGAAGCCACUAAGCCUAUUGAUGAACAGCUAGAGACCACAAGGAAGACACCACCACCCACAGAGGCUACAAGAGAAGAAGCCACUAAGGCUAUUGAUGAACAGCUAGAGACCACAAGGAAGACACCAUCACCCACAGAGGCUACCAGAGAAGAAGCCACUAAGGCUAUUGAUGAACAGCUAGAGACCACAAGGAAGACACCACCACCCACAGAGGCUACAAGAGAAGAAGCCACUAAGGCUAUUGAUGAACAGCUAGAGACCACAAGGAAGACACCAUCACCCACAGAGGCUACCAGAGAAGAAGCCACUAAGGCUAUUGAUGAACAGCUAGAGACCACAAGGAAGACACCACCACCCACAAAGGCUACAAGAGAAGAACCCACUAAGGCUAUAAAUGAACAGCUAGAGACCACAAAGAAGACACCACCACAAACAGAGAAUAUCCAAUCAGGAACUAACCGAUCACCAAGGCAGAAUUACAACAAAAAUAACAGCCAGAAAUCCAGCUUUGAAACGGCGAGAGGAAAGAAUUGGUGUGCAUAUGUCCAUACAAGGCUCUUUCCAACUGUUGCAAUGGAAAAUGUGGGAACAUAUGUGUCUGCAGGAACAAAUCCUUGUACAUGGAGCAUUGGAACCUGUUCAACGAGGAGUCGUAUUAUCACUCAACCAGUUUACAGAAUGAAGCAUAAAAUAGUGACAUCUUUGGAAUGGAAGUGCUGCCCAGGAUACAGUGGAGAACAGUGUGUGGUCUCAGCUCAACAGCUUCCACGGAAGAAACAUGAAAGCCAGGCGGAAAGCAGCUUAUCCGUUAAUACAGUAGAUUCUGGAGACAGAAAGACAGAAACAUAUGACCAAGCAUUGCAGCAAAAACUGACAGAUCAGAUUUACAGCCAAGAAAUGAAGCUGACUCUUCUUCAUCGAAAUGUGGAGAACAUUUCCUCUAGUCUGAACAACAUGCACAGAACACUUUAUUCCUUGGAGGAGAAGAUCAAUGAUGCUGAUAAAGGGACAAAUCUGCAAUCACUCCUCAAAGACCCAAUGGCCAAAACCCUUACGGAGCUCAUCAAAAAUAUUGUUAAAGAUCAGUUUACCAUUUUGCAAAUGGACAUGAAAGAAACUAUUGCCCAGAUCUACAAAAGUAUGUCUGAAACAUCUCUUGAAGUUGAAAAAAUCAAGGAAUCCGUAAAACAUUUAAAUAACACAAUAACUUCUGCUCAUCAAAAGUGUGCAGAAGAAGAGGAAAACAAGGCAAGCAAUGAAGAUGUAUUGGAACUAAAGAAUCGAAUAGAGCAUAUAAAAAAUACUGCUUUUAUUUGUACCUCCUCCUUUAAAGAGAUGGAAGAAAAGCAUACUACUCUGGAAGAAGACUUAAACCAUGAGAAAACUAGGAACAGAGAUUAUUUUGAAACUCUCAACAAUACACUGAGCAAAAUGAAGGAAAUUCAUGAUCAGUUAUUGACUGAAGAACAUGCUAAAGAACAAAGUGUACUGCCACCAAAUAACUCCAAUGAUGAUAAUGUAACAGAAUAUAUUUUGGCUCUACAAGAGAGGAUGAAAAAACAGAAUAUAAUGAUGCUUCAACUCUAUGAUGAUAUUUAUGCACAAGACAGCAAAAUCAAUAACCUUACCAUUACUUUGGAUCUUCAGAAACAAUCAAUCGAAAAGGAAUGUGAAGACAAAUUUUCAACCUGUAAAAAUUACCUUCAGAAACAGUUAAAGGACACUGAAAACAAUAUGCAUGUUCUAAACAAAACAGUCUCUGAUGUUGUCAUUCCCUUGGAUAAUAAAAUUGAUAAGAUGAAUGAGCAGAUUAACGAUCUAUGUUAUGACAUGGAAACACUUCAACCUUUGAUUGAAAAAGGGGCUCCGUUUAGCAUGACAACUGAUUUUGACCACAAAAAAGAUGUAAGUGAAGUUAAUAAGCAGAUUCAAAACAUUACAGAGUUUCUGAAUACCCUGAAUUCAAUAGUACACAAUCUUACGAAAGGUCAAGAAGAACUUCAAAUCAAAGCUGAAGAUCACAAAGAACUCUUUGAAAGGCACUUUAACGAAUGCAUCAUGGAAGUUGAAGAUGGCCUUAAUAAUACCAUGGACAUAAUGAAUGAUGCUUUUGACUCUAUCCAUGAUGAAUUUGUGAAAAAGUCAGAGAUUUCUGAUAUGCAAAGCAAAGCUGAACUUUCCACUAAUGCUACUAUUGAGAAACUUGAAAGUGCUGUGUUAGCCAUCUCAAUGCUGAAUGAAACUCUGCAAAACCUGACUGCUGCACCUAGAAUCCAUAAAGAUGACAACACAUCUGUAAAUGAUACUGUUGUUUCAAGUCAAGAUGAUAGCGGCAUGUCCCCUUAUUUUCUUGACUUGUCACAGAAGAUAAAUAAUUUACAGUCUAGAUUGCUUCAGUGUCAAAUAAACAUUACUCAUAUCGAGGAAAAAGUAGAAAUUUCUGUUACUAAUGUGCAGAACUGUGAAUCUCGGGUACAAACUAUAGAAUCCCAAGUAAAUAUGAUCCUGGCAAAUCCUACCACUUUACCAAAAGCAAAAACUUUUGAAGUUCUUACCAAUCAAAAAAAUGUCCAGCAGGAAGUAUAUUCUAGAAUCAAAGCUCUUGAAUUUAAAUCCGUCCGGCUUUCAACAAGCCUACCGCAGCUGAAUAAAACUGCAAAUGAGGCAAAAUUCCUAUGUCAAACUGUAUUCCUCACGGUUAAGAAAGUCAAUGAAAGUGUGCCGAAACUAGUUAAAGCAGCUCAGCCAAACAUAGCAAGUUUACAGAGAGGCUUUGAGGAGCUCAUAAAUUCAUUAAUACAGAUGAAGAUGUCGACUGUUUUGUCAAACUUAACUGGUUAUGUAGAUAAAUCCCUAACUGAUAUCACAACCAAUAUGGCCAAACUUCAAAAACAGAUGAAGGCUCCUGUGAAGAAAGCACCUGUCCCGAAGAAGCCUGUCAAUGCCACAAUUUCUGUUAUUGGGCGAAGCCAACGAAAUUCUGAUAUUACAGAUCAAGAUGACUACUCCAGCUGCAGCAGCUCUCCUUGCUUUAAUGGUGGUACUUGCAUCAAUGACCUGAAAGGUUUCGUGUGUGCCUGCCGACAUCCUUUUGGAGGACUGAACUGUAGCAUAAAGAUGACAGAUGACAACACUGCAUCACUAGAUUUCUCCAAAGGAUCUUACCGAUACGCACCAAUGGUGGCCUUUUCUGUCUCUCACACAUAUGGAAUGACAUCUCCUGGACCAAUCCGAUUUAACAAUCUAUAUGUAAAUUAUGGAUCUUCCUAUACUCCCAGCACUGGAAAAUUUAAUGUGCCCUAUCUAGGGGUAUAUGUGUUUAAGUUUACCAUUGAGUCAUAUAGCCCUCGAGUCUCUGGCUAUUUAGUGGUUGACGGAACGGAUAAAAUUGCAUUCCAGUCUGAAAAUAUUAACAGCAGCAUGUACAGUGACAGAAUGGUGACAGGGGACGCUUUAUUAGAACUAAACUAUGGGCAACAAGUCUGGCUCAGGUUAUCCUCGGGGUCAAUCCCUGGACAAUAUCCACCUGUCACAACAUUUAGUGGCUACUUGUUAUAUCGGACAUAAUAUAUACAGUAUUAUAUGCAUACAGGAUGUUAUAUAUUUCUGUGUACAGAUAAUCAAGCAUCAGAGCUCCUAAUAUAUUUAAGUAUUUUUAAACCCCAAGGUCAAUGUUACACUAGGGAUCUUAUCCAUGGAAAGAAAUGGCCAGCAGUAUGACCGCAAUGCAAGACAUGACAGGGAAUAGAAAUACUUACCUGCUUUUGUGUCACUGCCUCACCAGCUGGAUGUGAAAAUUAUCACUCUUAUGCCUCGUACAUGCGUCCAAGUUUCCCGACGUGAAAACUGCGAGGAGAGCUUUUGGCCGGGAAUCCCGG
Messenger RNA from Rana temporaria (common frog), 4378 nucleotides. RefSeq names its product multimerin 1 (gene MMRN1). The coding region runs from base 177 to 4067 and encodes 1296 amino acids. Gene Ontology annotation, molecular function: calcium ion binding; protein binding; extracellular matrix constituent conferring elasticity. The record is from RefSeq and is a predicted model, not a curated record. The transcript has 8 exons. NCBI's taxonomy places the organism in Eukaryota, Metazoa, Chordata, Amphibia, Anura, Ranidae.